Molecule: messenger RNA, 1734 nt
Organism: Xiphophorus hellerii (green swordtail)
Lineage: Eukaryota; Metazoa; Chordata; Actinopteri; Cyprinodontiformes; Poeciliidae
Product: kelch-like protein 10
Molecular function (GO): protein binding
Source: RefSeq, a predicted model, not a curated record
AUGUCACUGCAUAACAAGCUCUGCAUGAGGCAGCAGCUUUGUGACACAGUGAUCAGAGUGGAUGGCGGUGAAUUCUAUGUACACAAGGUCGUCUUGUGCAAAUGUAGCCCAUAUUUCAGAGCUCUGUUUAGCCACUGGUCAACACCAGACUGUGUGACCUUUGACAUCCCUGGAAUGUCAACCAGCUUAAUGUGUCUUAUUAUCGAGUUUGCCUACACAGGCAAUGUUCUUCUGACAGGACAAAAUGCACUGGACCUCUUCGUAGUAGCAGACCGUUACAAUAUGACUGGCCUUUUACAAGCCUGUAGUGAUUAUUUAGAAAAGCAGCUGAACCCACAGAACUGUCUCAGCAUCUGGUUGCUAACAGAUACGUUCUACCACCCAGAACUGAGAGAGAAGUCCGAACUAUACACUCUGAGUCAUUUCAAAGAAGUUGUUGACACCUGCGCAGAUUUCCUUCAGCUCUCUGCACAACAGCUAGUUCAAAUCAUUGAAAGUGACUUGCUCAUUGUAAAGCAGGAGAAGACGGUAUACAAAGCCAUCCUCAAAUGGCUCGCCCAUGCGCCCAAGGAACGGAAAACUUACAGCUCAUUACUUUUUUCUAAGAUCAGACUGGCUUGGAUGUCUCCAAAGUACCUCAUAGAACAUGUGAAUGAAAGUGAAUUGGUGAAAACAAAUCCAGAAUGUCGAGCUAUGCUCUUCCAGACAUUGAACCCCAUCCUGGACCACAUGUCAAGGACCAGCCACAGGUCUUUUGCCUACCCAUCUUUAGCAAUCCCACGGGUGCCGCCCGCUCUCCUGUUGGCCAUAGGAGGCUGGACUGAUGGCAGCCCUACCAGUUUAAUUGAAGCCUACGAUGCUCGCAGUGAUCGCUGGAUAGAUGUGGCCUAUACCACAGAAACCAUCCGGGCUUAUCAUGGCGCUGUCUUCUACAAUGGAUCAAUUUACUGUGUUGGUGGUUUUGACAGUAUUGAGCAGUUCAGCGCUGUGCAUAGACUUGACCUGACCUCGCACAACUGGGAAGAAGUGUCACCGAUGCAUGUCAGUCGGUGCUUUGUCAGUGUGACAGUGAUGAAUGACUACAUAUAUGCUUUAGGAGGUUACAAUGGACAGGAACGGCUAAACACUGCUGAACGCUAUGACCCAAAAUGCAACCAGUGGACUAUUAUUUCUUCCAUGCAUGAGCAGAGGAGUGAUGCCAGUUGUGCAACCCUUUAUAGUAGAGUGUACAUUUGUGGCGGCUUCAACGGGAUACAGUGUCUAUCCACAGCCGAAUGUUACAACCCAGACGAAGACCAGUGGACCCUGAUUCCCAACAUGAGCAGCAGGCGUAGUGGGGUCGGCGUUGCUGCCUAUGCUAACUACAUCUUUGCAGUUGGGGGCUUUGAUGGCGUGUCACGUUUGAACACUACAGAGGCCUACAAUCCCUCCACCAACGCCUGGUGCAGUGUGCCCAGCAUGCCAAACGCCCGCAGUAAUUUUGGCAUUCUCCGUGAUACUGACAACCUGUUUGUCGCGGGAGGCUUCGGUGGCAUCACCACCAUCCCUAAUGUCGAGUUUUAUGACAUCAAGACCAACAUAUGGCUAAGUGCCAACGACAUGAAGACGUCCCGCAGUGCACUGAGCUGCUGUGUGGUUAACGGGCUCAGCAACAUGGCUAAAUAUGCUGCCGCUCUUAACUCUAUGCAGCGCCAACAUUUACCUACCGAAGAGGAAGAUGAGAUGGAGCAAUAA